Messenger RNA from Penicillium salamii, 414 nucleotides. The record is from the annotation of a GenBank genome assembly. Lineage: Eukaryota; Fungi; Ascomycota; Eurotiomycetes; Eurotiales; Aspergillaceae.
AUGCCUGGUGUCCCCCACAAUGGUACUAACUCAAUACCCCCAGCCAAGGACGCUUUUAAGCAGGUGAAGAAGGGCCUUAAGCGUCUCUUCAGUCGUAAGAAGAACCGCGGCCAGGAGGAUCCCGACGUUGAAAACGAUGCCGCUGAUGUUGCUGUUCCUGGAACUGGCAACCUGACCCAGGCUGAGGCUGAGGCUCACGAAGCUCACGUCUCCGCUGGAGCUACCGUCGCUCAUGACGAGGGUCCGGCAAUCAAGAUCGUUGAACCCAACAUGCCCGUGGCUAAGGCUGCUGGCGAGUCUGAGUUCCCAGCUGCGGAGGCUGAGCCCUCGACCAAGGUCGUGGAUAUUGCCACCAAGACUGCAUCCCGAAAGCCCCCGGCUCGCUCGUCCCCCCUCUCAAUACCGACGCUGUGA